Molecule: messenger RNA, 1593 nt
Organism: Frankliniella occidentalis (western flower thrips)
Lineage: Eukaryota; Metazoa; Arthropoda; Insecta; Thysanoptera; Thripidae
Product: polyhomeotic-like protein 2
Exons: 3
Coding region: 1-1593 (530 amino acids)
Source: RefSeq, a predicted model, not a curated record
AUGCCGCGUGAUCGCCGACCUGGCGGCUUCGUCCGAGUCAUUCCUGACGUCGGCGAAGACGACCAGGUCCUGGCCGACGACGCCGCCGGCCCUGCCCCAGAGCAGGCCGCUAGCGCGCCGCCCGGCCCGGACCUGGCGGCCAUGCUGCAGGAGCUCAACGCGCUCCGCGCCGCUGUCGCGGCCGGCGCCGUUGGCCCCGCUCCUGGUGCCGGUGCAGCAGCCGCUGCUGCUGCCCAUGCCGGCCCUGCUUUUGAUGUAGACGUAGUUAAUGCCCACACCAUGCUUGCGCUGCGUAAGGCAGUCCCGAGGUACGACGGGCGCGUCAGCUACGACGUGUACCGUCGAGACUUCGACGAUUUGGUGAGCGCCUACCCAGGCCUCACGGACAGGCAGCAGUUCACUCUGCUGUCGUCCGCUCUUGAAAAAGAGCCAAAGUCCCUGCUUGAGUACCUGCCCGAGCGCACAUUCGAGGCCUUGGACGACGCGCUGCGCAUGGCUUACAGCAAGCUCGUGCACGCGCCGACCGAGAUGCGUGCCUUCUUCGCGCUCCGUCAGAACUCUGACGAGGCGCUCGAAGAGUGGAGCACACGCAUCAGCCGUGCUGCUCGCCGCGCCUUCCCCGACACGGCCCUGGUCCGCGUCGUGGAGUACUCGGUGCAGCAAUUCAUCAGCGGCCUCAGCGCUGCUGAUAGGGCCAAGCCCCCUAAGCGCCUCAUCGUGCACGUGGAUCGGCUGGCUGCUGUCGUGUCCUUCAACAUCCUCGACGGCCCAGAAUCCCCCGCCUCCACCUGCUCUCUGGCCUCGGACCUGGACCGGAUGGCUCUAGAAUCGAGAAUGGAAACCGACGUGCCGUACCGUUUUGUCGGCAACUCGAUGGGCCUCAGUUUCGGGGAUUUCCCUCCCCUCCCGGUGCGUGCGGCUGCACCUGAGUCCGUUGGUGCCGCCUCUGGUACCGCCCCUGGUACCGCCCCUGGUGCCACCCCCGGUACCGCCCCUGGUACUGCCCCUGAUGCCGCCCCUGGUACCGCCGCUGGUGCCGCCCCCGGCGCCGCCCCUGGCGUCGCCCCUAGUGCCGCCCCUGGAGCUGCCCCUAGUGCUGCAGUGGCCCGCCAGAAGGGGCCUUCCCGGAUCCCUAAGCUCGCUGCGAAGAAGCCGCAGCCUCAGCAGCUUCAACAGCCUCAGCCGCCUCAGCGGCCACAGCAGCCCCGGAAGCAGCCUCCCCAGCAUCCCAGAAAGAAGAAGGCGCCCAAGCGCGCCGCACCCAACCCCCCGGCUCGCCCUCCACAAGCAGCUAAGCAGCCUAAACGCCAGUCUCCGCAGGAGACAGAACUUGUUAAGUUGCGUCAAAAAGUAGAGGUUUUGAAAGGACACAUCCAAGGCUACGAGUCUAAAGUUGCUCGGUUGGAGCGUGAACUUUUGCAGUUAAAGCAAGUUCAGGUACCCCCUCCCGCGGUGCCAUCACUUGCGUACCAAAUGCCAAUGUACCCUCAAAUGGCUCCUAUGGCCCACAUGUUCCCACAACAUGUUUACCCCUAUCCAAUGUUUUCUGGCAUGCCUCCUCAAAUGCCUCCCGCCCCUUGGCGCCCUCAAUAG